Molecule: messenger RNA, 3499 nt
Organism: Ctenopharyngodon idella (grass carp)
Lineage: Eukaryota; Metazoa; Chordata; Actinopteri; Cypriniformes; Xenocyprididae
Gene: ppp3r1a
Product: protein phosphatase 3, regulatory subunit B, alpha a
Exons: 6
Coding region: 207-719 (170 amino acids)
Molecular function (GO): calcium ion binding; calcium-dependent protein serine/threonine phosphatase regulator activity
Source: RefSeq, a predicted model, not a curated record
CUCCCCGCCCUGCGGCUCUUCCUCGCGUCGCUGCUGCAGUAAAACCCACGGAAACAGACGGAAAAUAGGUUAACGCUGCUGCUGUGUCAAAACCAGCCUUUUCUGUACAAAACAACGAGACCAAGAGCAGAAUUUUCCUCUUAUAUUUGUGCUUUCAUUUAUUGCUGUUCAUUUCCGAGGGGGAAUUCCGUCGCACAGGCAGCAACAUGGGAAAUGAGGCAAGUUAUCCCCUGGAAAUGUGCUCACAUUUCGAUGCUGAUGAGAUUAAAAGGCUGGGAAAGAGGUUUAAGAAACUCGACCUAGAUAAUUCAGGAUCCCUCAGUGUGGAAGAGUUCAUGUCUUUGCCCGAGUUACAGCAGAAUCCGCUGGUGCAGAGAGUCAUCGAUAUAUUCGACACGGAUGGCAACGGCGAGGUGGAUUUCAAAGAGUUUAUAGAGGGCGUCUCACAGUUCAGUGUGAAGGGUGAUAAAGAAAUGAAGCUCCGCUUCGCUUUUAGGAUCUAUGACAUGGACAAGGAUGGUUACAUUUCCAACGGGGAGCUGUUCCAGGUGUUGAAGAUGAUGGUGGGCAACAACCUGAAGGACACGCAGCUGCAGCAGAUCGUGGAUAAGACCAUCAUCAAUGCAGACAAGGACGGGGAUGGAAGAAUAUCUUUCGAGGAAUUCUGUGCUGUUGUUGGAGGUCUUGAUAUACACAAGAAGAUGGUUGUGGAUGUGUGAGCGAGUCCAUCUCCACCAGAUCUGCUUUCCUCUCCAUCUCUGACGAUCUGCUCAAAACAUCCAGCAAAUGCUCUUUGUGUAUUUCAAUGGAAGUAUUUAAGCCACUUUUGUCAAAUAGAAGCCUUGUCAACGUGUGCGUGUUAUUGAACUCCAAUCUGCUCAAUAACCUGCUGUAGCACUUUAUGGGCUUAUGGACACUGAAAGAGCAUGUCAGUUAAAGAGGAAAGAGCAUUGGCUUGUCCAUAUUUAUUUAGGUUUUUUUAAUGCUUCUUUUUUUAAUAUUUAUUUUGUUUCAUCUCUUUUUUUUUUUUUUAAAGUUAAGUAUAAUAUAAAUAAGUAUACGUAGGGUAUGACGUGCCAAGCAGAACAUACAGAACAAACGUACAGUCACCACCGUCAUGUUCAAACGCUUGUUCCAUUGCAUGACGUAAAGAUGCAAUGUUUGCUUUUUUCCUGUUACGCUUUGUGAUAUACUCUAUUUCUAUCAUUCUAGCAUUUUGGAUUUUAGCAUCUAACCAUGUUUAAUACCUGUUUUUGUAUUAAUCGUGAUAUAAUGUUUAUGUAUAAAUGUUUAUAUUGUUGGAAAGUGCAUCUUCAGGUCUGAAUUGUUGAGACAGUCCAGCAGAAAGUUACCAAGAAACAAAAUACGAUUUGGUUUACUUCAAUAACGCUUUAUGUGAAACAUAACGAAUAUGUUUGUCCAUAUGAUAAUCCCAGCAUACAGUGGCCACAAAUAGUAUUUGGACACUAAAGUCACAAUAACAAUGAAUGUCUGUUUGUCACUGCAGUAGAAAACUCAAUAUCAAAGCAAGAUUCAUCUGCAAGAUGCUGCUAGAUCUUUCCUCCGCAUUAACUUCAGUUUUCUGAGACAAUGACUUUUAAGCUGUUGUUUGUCAGUUCUCACAGGUGUUUUUUUUUUUUUUGUCACAUUGAAAAGGUCUAUAUGUAGAAUUAAAAAAACCUUGUUAGCGACACCGGUGGCCAUUAAGUGAACUGCAUACUGCGUGCUUUCUUCUCAAUAACAAAAUAAACAACAAAAAUGACGGCAGUGAGAAAAUGGCAGUUAAGAAAUCUUUUCAUAGUGAUGUGGAUGUUAGUAAAAGCUCUGCAACUUACCGGCAUCGUGUCGACAGGUGAGGUAAUUAACUUAGGAUUGUUCAAGUAUAUUUGAGACUAUAGUUUGAAUGAAUCCCUUUUCUUUGCAUGACACAUUGACAUUACAAUACAGAAUAACUCUUUUUGUGUUAUCCUGAUCAUUGUAAGCAUUAAUAAGCCUUUUUCACACUUCCGGGUUUCGUGUCUCUGGUGCUCGGCAUCGCAGGUUAAAUUUACUUCCGGCGUGUUGUUGUAAGAGACUGCAUUAAAUAUAUUUUCCACAAUAGUAUUUUCACAACUUUCAAAAGAGGGAAAAAACUGAGAUUGAUAACGGCAGUAAGAAGAAAGAUGUCAAUUUGACCUCACUCCCUAUUACAAACACCCUCACAGCAGCGUUAACAAAUUGUGUGUGUAAUUUGAUGCAAAGCUAAUAUAAUACAAAGUAUAAUGUUAUGAAUGUACAUAAAAUUUAAAAAUGAAAAUAUAAAAAACUUAGCAGGAUUUACGAUGGUAAUGACCGUUAAAACGCAUCAUCACAGUCUGUGAAAAAGGCUAAUUUCAUGUGUCAUUGAACGGAAGAGGGGCUCUCGGCAGCGCGCGUUGUAACUGUCACAGCCUUUUGAUUUUCCCGGCAAAAACGUCCCGAAGUCCUUCACUUAAAAACCAGUCUACAGGCUUUCAUAUACAACCUAGGAGGUUUUGGAAGGUGUCAUUUUUUUAAGUUUCGUUACAAGCUGUUCACACAUGGCAAUAAAAAAGCGAUUAAUACAUGAAAAGUCUUACAUAAAGUUCAGCUACAUAUAACCAAAGUUUGCACAUCGAAAGUUUAAUUACGUAAAAUCCAACAAACCUACAUUUGUUCGAAUAUAUUGCUUAAAAAUAGGCUCUCUUACAAUGACACUUGCUUUGAUAUUUCAUAUAAUGUGACUGAAGUGCCCAAACUUUUUUGGGAUUGCUGUGUAUCUGAUAAUCUAUAACACAUGGAUGAUUUUCAUGUCCAUCUUUUGUAUACUCACAUGUAAAUGCAGCAGGAUACCCUUGUGCUAUGUAUUACACAGUUGAUUGACAUCCACAGGCAUUCAAUACAGUACAUGAGCUUUAAAGCACCUAAAAGCUUGUAAAAAUGGGUAUAGUCAAGUAUAAUAUUUUCAACAAGACUACAGACUACUACAAAAAUGAAUUUAGCCUACUCUUGAAUGUUUACAUGCAUGACAGGAGCAGCUUAACCAAAUUCAUCACUGGUCUGUUUACUCUGAUCUCAGCAUAUCAACCAAUCUUUGAGGCUUCUGCUGUGUUAACUAGUUCCUUUCUGCAUGUUUAUCAGUUUCACCUAUUGUAAUUCUUUAUACUCAAGCUGUGAAAGUUAUAUCCAAUAUCAGAAGAACCAUGAACGCAUUACAUAUGUUGCCAAAUUAGAAACAAACAUUUUACUCAAUCAUGGUCAGGUCACAUCAUUUGCCCUUUGUUUUGUAAAUACACAUCUUUUAAGCAAGUCAUGGUUUAAGAAAAUUAAUUUUUCUGCAACUUUUGCUGAAUGAAAUGGGUAUCUCCUAAAUAUGAAGGCACAAUAAACACGUCAGUUAUGGGAUGUCUUUUCUGCAUGCUGCAUCAAACUAACUACUAUGGGAUAUAUGGACUACUUGAUACUGUAUGAAACAAUAAACAUUUAAAACUUGACUACUCAA